Messenger RNA from Leptopilina heterotoma, 3498 nucleotides. RefSeq lists its product as uncharacterized. The record is from RefSeq and is a predicted model, not a curated record. Bases 1077 to 2690 code for a protein of 537 amino acids. The transcript is spliced from 7 exons. Lineage: Eukaryota; Metazoa; Arthropoda; Insecta; Hymenoptera; Figitidae.
GCUCUUUAAUGGGACAUAAUUAAUGCUGUAAUACAAGAAGGAUGAAAAUUUGCGACUGCGCUUCACCGCGAUCCUUUCACUCUUCCUGCCUCUCUUUCGCCAUUCCAUUCGCGGGGUAGCUCCUCUUUACGAGGACCCUAGCCUCAGUCGUUCCGAGAACCCGCUUCGUUGCAGGGUGUUCUCUUCUUUCACCCCCGCUGGAAUCACGCGAGAAACAACACCCUCCUUCACCCCCCCCCCCACACCUCCUUUUUCUUUCUUGUCAACGUGCACCAUCAUUAUAUUUACCAGUGAAGCAGAUUUCCAUCAGGUUUUACUUGACACAACAAAAGUCAAAAACACAAUCGGCUUCUAAUGUGUGUAUGUGUACGUGUUAAGGUCAUUCACCCACAAAAAGGGUUGAUGGACCCAAUAGUUUGAUUAUUAUCCAAUAAUUCAGCUGAUGAUGAAAACUAUCAAUUAUUUGGAUUUUAGAAUUUAGCCAAAGAUGAUCGUCAUUUGCUUACCCUAACCGAAUAACUAAAAUUACAAUCAGUCUAAAAUCGAAUAAGACCACUAUUCAAAUUUUUAAAAUCAAAAGAAAGAAAUAAGUCAUCAUCAAAAUUCCAUAAUAAAUAGCCAAUUCGAAAUUCAAUUUUAAAAAAACAUUCAGAUCCCAAAUUAACAGGAGCAAAUGAUUAAACAAACCUUUGAUGUAAAAAUCCCCCGAUUUCUAAUUACCGCUGUGAUAUCUUAGGAUCACCUGGUUUAACACCCCCCCUACCCCCGAGCAGCGUUUUGUGGUAAUUAAACCCGUAAUUAAUAUUCUAGGGUAAUUGGACGCAAUUAGUGCGGUUUGUAAUGAAGGUUAAAGGAGCACUACGCAACAAUUAAUUUCGAAAUAUUUUUCUAAGAAAAAUUGAAUUCAAAUAUUUGUCAACAGAAGUUUCUUGUCAUAAUAGUGAUAUGGGAGUGUAAAAAGAAAGUGUUGAAUUUUGCAAAUUGAUUUAUAGUGACACGAGUGAUCGUUGUGACCUGGGAAUUACUGAAGGCGUUUCAUUAGAUCUUUCAAAUAGGAAGGGAGGGGAAAAUGCCGCAUGACCUCCGCACGUGACAGACGGUGGACAUCAUCAAAAUUGAACAGCACGCUCGGGAGGAGGAUGGAGGAGUUGGAGACGCUGGAGACCACGGAGUGCCCGGACUGCUCCGGGCCACCCCCUGAGUUCCGGCUGCCGCCACCCCCGCGGCCGCCCUUCCUCACCGAGGGUACUUUCUGUUCAGAGGCACCUCUCGCUGAACUCGAGGACUGCGUCGCCAUUCCGAUGAUCGACGCGUCCUAUCAUUCGAAUCCAUCGUUACAAAGUACUGCCCUAAUUAUCACCUGUACGGUCGUACUGCUCCUAAUGGCUGCCGUUGUAUCCGUCGUCUUCUGGAAGCACAAGAGAAAAGUGCAGAAUCUGUUACCAUGCAAGAGUGCGGCGGCCGCUGCGGCACGCGGAAGACUUCCCGAUGGUGGUGGUCAUCCAGGCACGGGACAUUUGGGGAGCGCUGUUCUCUAUGAGGACCUACCAGACACCGUGCCACAUUCGCAGUUACACAAUCAUCAUCAUCAUCAUCCAAGUCAGCCAACGAUCGAGAUGUUGGAUGUCAAAGAUGGAGGAGGAGGACGUGGGGUCUUCGUCUGCAGCAGUCCUGGUCCCGAUCCUUACUCUUCUCAGGACCUUUAUAAUCCCGUCUACGAGGAACUAAGCAAUGGUGAUCAUCCGGAGACAGAUGAGGAGAGUGAAUUAAAUGCGAGAAAUCAAAUGAACAAUCAUCAUAAUAGUCAUCAUCAUCCAAGGCGUCGAUUUUCAGCCGAACGAUUUACAACGGAAGACAGUAAAUUUGUUCCAAGUGAUGAUGAAUUCGCCGAAGAUGAACUGUCAGUUGGUGAGCCUUCAGAAGCGAAAAUGUUGACAUUAAAUGGACCAGCGUGGGGAACGUGUCCAGUUGGUGGCAGGUUUCCAAGGGAACGAAGGGGUAAAAGUCCAAGGAGCCUGGAUAGACGUAAAAAGGAUAAAAAUCACGAUCUAGGCGAAUUCCAUGAGGGAAUGCUGCAUCUACUUCCAUACUUCCCAAGUGUUGCAGGUGUCGCGGGAGUGCGAACGAGCAACAACAGUCAACGUCAACAGUCCGUCCCGUCGGUGGCUCACAGGUUGCCUUACUUUGUGCCACCAAUGCCUGCAGCUCAAACACUGAGAGUUAAGGAGAAUCCUUACGAGACUGUUCCAGUAUUGGGUCCAUUGCAGCAUUAUUCAAGUCAGGGAAGAAGCAAUAAAGACAAAUCGUGGAAGGUCAAUGAUAAAUACAAAUAUUCCCAAUAUGGCACCGAUUAUUUUGGUCUUCAAACGCAGGAGAAUGCACCUGUCUAUACACAAGUGUCCGAGUACACUGACACAUAUUCACAGCCCACCGAUAGGCUCUACAACGAAGACAAGUACUCACAACCCGUCUAUUAUACACCGAGGGAUCCCGAUCAGGUCUCAUCAGGAAGACUUUAUCAGGGUCAACCGGACUCGAGUUUUGGUAGUGACAGUGGUUAUAGUCAUCAUACGUCAGGAACGACUGGCACCACUGGAACACGUGGCAGUACCUCAAAAACAAAUCAUCGUAAAGAUAAACACAGAAACUCCCAUCAUUCUCAUCAUUCCGCGGAUUAUAUCGUCUCUUAAGAUUCAUUUUGUGUGAAAUGGAUGACUGUACAGCUUUUCUUUUGGGUACGGAAUUUAUAUUCUAAAUUUUAACGGGGUAGGGGGGGGUUAAACACUGCCGUGUCGAGUUCUUUAAUUUUCAGAAAUUUUUUCCCAUCAAGAACAUCAUUCCUUUCAGUUUUUCACCUUUUCUUCUUCUCCUUUUCAAAGGAAGGGACAAACAAAAUGGCGAAUGUUUGGCCUUCGGCCUCGUGAACUUUCGUAACUGUUCGUCCAGUCUCGUGAAAAUUCGCCAUUCUUAUAAACUUUCAUACAAAAUUUCAGCUCAAAUGAUAAAUAAUACGAACCUACUAUUUUUUUUUUACAAAAAAACAACUUUUAAGGUACUUCCACAAUAGCAUUUUUUUAUCAAUACAUACAGGGUUGGGUCGUGAGAUAAAGCGUCACUACGCGGUAUUUCACUAACCCAACACUGCAAUUCAAGUAUUUUGAUGCACCGCGAGAUGGCAUUGUUUUCAGAAGUAAAAUCUAUCCAUAUUAUUUAGUUCUUACCCCUUUUUCUUUUAUUUUUAUUUAAAAUCAAUGAAUUCUCCAAUCAAAAAGCGAAAAAAAAUAAACAGUAUUUAGUCAAUUAUAAACCAUAUAUAAAAGUUAAAAAUAGUUUUGAAUCGAAUAAUUCUUACAAGACUAGAGUUUUUUGAUGAAAAACUUUUUUCCGCUUUUCUUUGUGUGGCAGAAAAUAAUUAUCGGAAAUGUAUUAUAACAGUUAAGCCCUGAAUGAAUUCUUUUUAUUCUAUUUACCUUUCAUUCUUUCUUUCUCUUUUAAUGU